GAUAGUUGUAACACCAUUCAGAACAUUAUUGUUAACAUUUAUCUCUAAUAAAAACGCACUUAUCAACCAGAGUUUAUUCUAAAAUAAAUUUCAUUGUGUCCACGACGAGACAUAAAUUGGCGACCGUGACAGGACCGCAUCAAAAUAUACGGUCUGGAAUUAUAUAUCUACCGAAAUUCAUCAUUGGAAGAAGCAAGUCGACGAUUAUAUCCACCUGGUCAUCAACAAGAACAAUAUAGUUGUCGUGUUGCUGCCUGUAUCUAUUGCUGUUCGACAGCUGAUUAUAUUGCUAUUGCUGUUAUCAUCACAGCCAUCUGCCUGCACCUGGAUAUCGCCUGACGAGGAGCGUGAGCUUACCCAUUUAUUAUAUUUAUAACUUUUUUCUAACAUUUAACAAAUUCAAUUUGCAAUCAGUGAAGGCUUCUUGUAAUUCAUUUGUAAGUUUCCUAUCUUCACGAUAAGUCCUUUACGGAGUUAUCAGAAGCAUUAGGAUAGUAAUAAGGUUAAUAUAUUACGUAGUUUGUUAUUUUAUUAUUAUUUUUUUACACACUGCUUUGGGUUUAUUAUAUUACACAUAUAUUAAUAAUAGAAAAUUAACUAAAAUAAUAAUCAAUAGCAUUUUCUGUUUUUAUGUAAAUUGCAUGGAGUCUACCUACAUGUAAUUUAUAUAAAUAUAUUUUUGUACAAACAUAUACAUUGUAAAAACUUAAUUUAACCCUUUGUCUCAGGUAUAUAAUUGCGUAGAAUAUUAACUAAAUUUAUUUAACUAAUUUUUAAUAAACAAAAUGACUGAUCCACGAGCUUCAUCUACAAGUGUGUACAAAAAUACUGAUUAUAAAGAUCUAAGUAUUAAACGCAGUUCUAUUAAAGGACAAAUUACUAAAUUUAAGAAUUAUUUAGAUAAGAUUACAAGACAGCCUAAACUGACGAAUAUUGAAAUAACCGAGUUAUCAUUAAAAAUCACUAAAUUUAAAAGCCUCUCAGCUAGAUAUGAUGAAUUGCAAACUCAAAUAGAAUUGGUAAAUAAUGAACAUUUAGAAUCUGAAAUUGAUGAGCGUGAACGCAUUGAGCAUGAGUUCAUAUCAUGUUUAGCUACAGCAAAAAAUGUUGUCGACGAGCAAAAUCAAAUAAAAGUGUAGAACAUGAUAAGACACGACGCGAAUCUCUUUUUCAAGAAGCUCAAUGCAGUCUCGAUCAUAAUGAGUGUCGUGUUAAAUUACCUCAAAUCAAUAUUGAGAGGUACAACGGAUCGGUUUUUCGUUGGCUUGAGUUCAGAGACACAUAUACUAGCUUAAUUCAUAAUAAUGAGCACAUCCCACCAAUACAAAAAUUUCACUACUUAAUUUCAUAUCUAGAAGGUGAUGCUGCUCGUGUUAUUUCUAAUAUUGAAGUGUCAUCGUCUAACUAUAACAGUGCAUGGCAAUUACUUUAUGAUCGUUAUAACAACAAGCGUCUACUCAUAAAUCACCAUUUAAAACCUUUAUUUAAUGUCCAACAAGCCACUCGCGAAACUGAAGAUUCUUUGCGCUAUUUAGUUGACCACAUAACCAAAAAUCUACGUGCUCUCUCUAGCUUAGGUCAACCAACAGACCAUUGGGAUACCAUUAUUAUUUUUAUUAUUACAUCUAAGCUUGAUAAUCGUACACUUCUGAAGUGGGAAGAGCAACGUAAUAUUAUAGAUGAAUUACCAAAUUUAGAACAAUUCAAGAAAUUUUUAAUUGAUCGAGCAUUUGUUCUCGAAUCUAUGCGUCGCAAUAGAUCUGACACUAAUAAUUUAUUAUCAGGUAAUUCAUCAACUUAUAAGCAUAAUAAUAAUAAACACGCAAUCAAUACAAAGUCAUUUGCUACUACUAGUCAAAAUAAAGUAUGGCUAUGUAUUAUUUGUAAUCAGAAUCACAAAAUUUAUGACUGUCCAAUUUUUAAGUCUAAAUCCAUUAAAGAUAAGUUAAUUGAAGUUUCUAAAUAUAAAUUAUGUCCUAAUUGUUUACGGCAAGGUCACCCUGUUAAUGAAUGUCGCAUGGGUCCCUGUAAGCAAUGCAAAAAACCUCACAAUACUUUAUUGCAUUCAAUUGACAAUACAAAAGUCAAUAAUGCGCAAAUACGUGAAGAAAAUUCAAUGGUUAAUUUCUCUAAAGAAGUUAAUCGACAAGUUCUUUUAUCGACUGCUCUACUUGAAGUUUUGAAUCCAAUAACCAAAGAGGCAACCAAAGUGCGUGCCUUAUUGGAUUCAGGCAGUCAAUCAUCAUUUAUUACAAAAAAACUACAUGAAAAAUUAUCACUAAAUUCAACUCCUAUUUCCAUGAAUGUUAUUGGCAUUGGCCAUAAUGCUACCAAUAAUAUAACUGAAAGUUCUAUGGUACAAAUACAAUCUCUAAAUAAUAAAAGUAAAUUUAAAUUAAAUUGCUUCGUUCUUGAUAGACUUACAGGAAGUUUACCACAAUUUUGUGUAAAUUUAAAUUUACCCAAACAGAUUAUGUUAGCGGACCCAACAUUUGACCAACCAGGUCCUAUCGAUAUGUUGAUAGGUGCUGACCUCUUUUGGGACAUUAUACUAUCUGAGCAGACUUCCUUAGGUCCAAACAAACCAAAACUUCGUAAUUCUGUAUUUGGCUGGCUGAUCGGCGGUCCCAUAAAUACAUGUAAAAAUAAUGAUAUUCAUUGUAAUAAUAUAAUUGUCAAUGCACCUUUAUCUAAAGAAUCAAAUGUUGACGCCCUUCUUACUAAAUUCUGGGAACUAGAAGAGCUUCCUCAAAAACUAUUUUAA
Galleria mellonella (greater wax moth) is the source of this 2764-nucleotide messenger RNA. RefSeq lists its product as uncharacterized. The transcript is spliced from 2 exons. Lineage: Eukaryota; Metazoa; Arthropoda; Insecta; Lepidoptera; Pyralidae. The record is from RefSeq and is a predicted model, not a curated record. Bases 1085 to 2764 code for a protein of 559 amino acids.